AGACCAGCAAUCAACAAUGGUCAGCGCCACCCGAGUACCUCGCCGAUCUUCAACAACAACUUCUGCAACUGCCCAACAACGAACGCCAUCUCCACUCAUGCCAGCAAGUUUUCCCAUAACAAUGGACGAAUAUCUCGAGAAGGAAAACAGGGAAUUUGUUGUGAAUGCUUCAAAAGAUAUAGCUAUGAAGAAACUCGCUCUAACUCUUCUUGAGCUGUAUCCGGAAAUGUGGAAGCCUGGUGGUCCAAUGGUUGCAAAGAAGUGGCAAGCUUUUGGUGCCGAGAUGUACAGGAGAACCGGGAAGAUUUACCGAUGCAAGGAUCUGCAUUCUGUUUUCACAUUAACAAAGUCAUCGAUCAAGCGCAAACUGAGAACAUGCAUCUUGAUCAAGAGAAUGCAUCGAAGUAAAACUGACGAGGAAAUGUGGAAAUAUGAACUUUACCCUUAUUUCCAAUACUACCGACAAAGCAUCGGCCAAUUUGAAGCCAAGCUCCGGGAUGAGCCCUGGACCGGUGAGGAUCAGGCCCAAGAAGACGAUGAUAUUUUAUUCGACGGUCUAUUUGAAGUUGAAAACAAUUUCGUGCACAACGGAUUGCCAGCUAUGGAGGAAAAAGUCAGAUUCUCAGCCAAUCUCCAUACAGACGAGCAAGCUAACAUGUUUGAUACACAAACUGAGAAUGUGGAUAACAUGAUGGGAGCAUACACUGACUCGUUUUCCCAAAUUCGCCACGAGACUAGUAAAUCACCGAUGAAUGCCCAGUCGAUCAAUGCUUCAAUUGAAUAUGAAAAUGUUCCAGUUCGCCAAAUUGACAAAACAGCUGACAACAUUGGAGAUCAGGUGAAACAGUUGUUUGUGGACCAUCCAGAUCGAGCAAACUUUUUCCGGGAAGUUCUCUUCAAAACUGUGCUGGAACUACGUGAUCCAGCGUUCACAAAUGCUGGAGUAUUCUUUGACGAAAUGUCUUCGCUAGAGAGUGCAAAGAGACGCAGACGUUCGGAGAUGAAUAAGUGAAAUGGAAUGAAUUCUUGCCGCCCUGUUGAAUUUUCAUCAAAUGUUCUACGAAUCUCAUGCUCAGUUCUUAUCAUGUGCUUUUCUUCUUGAACUGUUCUUCCAGUACUUUUUUGUUUCAAUGAUAUUUAUUUUUUCAGUGCAUUUCUUAUUGCAUUUCACGUAAAAACGCAGAAAGAUCGAAACUUAGUAAAUUUGCAAUCAGUUUUAAAAUUUUUAUAUCAUUUUAUACAAAUCUCAUGCUUCAUAAUCAUAAUUUUGAGUUCUACUUGAGCUUUUUCCAGUUGUUUUUUUUGUUUUAUUGGCACAUAAAAGCUUCUCAGUACAUAU
Caenorhabditis elegans is the source of this 1339-nucleotide messenger RNA. It is a transcript of the gene lido-2, whose product is annotated as Myb_DNA-bind_3 domain-containing protein. Bases 17 to 1012 code for a protein of 331 amino acids. Lineage: Eukaryota; Metazoa; Nematoda; Chromadorea; Rhabditida; Rhabditidae. The record is from RefSeq and is marked reviewed. The transcript is spliced from 4 exons.